Molecule: messenger RNA, 1656 nt
Organism: Otolemur garnettii (small-eared galago)
Lineage: Eukaryota; Metazoa; Chordata; Mammalia; Primates; Galagidae
Gene: GABRG1
Product: gamma-aminobutyric acid type A receptor gamma1 subunit
Exons: 9
Coding region: 55-1452 (465 amino acids)
Biological process (GO): signal transduction; regulation of postsynaptic membrane potential; gamma-aminobutyric acid signaling pathway
Cellular component (GO): GABA-A receptor complex; synapse; dendrite membrane
Molecular function (GO): transmitter-gated monoatomic ion channel activity involved in regulation of postsynaptic membrane potential; benzodiazepine receptor activity; GABA-gated chloride ion channel activity
Source: RefSeq, a predicted model, not a curated record
CCCGGCUUGGAGAAUUGAGCCAGUGCAGACAGACAGACAGAAAAAGCGACCCUGAUGGGUUCCUGGAAAGCUUUUCUCUUCUCCCCCUUUCUUCUGUGGAAUCAAAGUAGAGGGGUGAGAUUGAUGUUCUUGUUACUGGCCCUGCAUUUGGGAAACUGUGUCGAUAAAGCAGAUGAUGAAGAGGAUGAGGAUUUGACGGUGAACAAAACGUGGGUCUUGGCUCCAAAAAUACAUGAAAGUGACAUUACACAAAUUCUCAAUUCACUGCUUCAAGGUUAUGACAAUAAACUUCGUCCCGACAUAGGAGUGAGACCUACUGUAAUUGAAACUGACGUUUAUGUAAACAGUAUUGGACCAGUGGAUCCCAUAAAUAUGGAAUACACAAUCGAUAUCAUUUUUGCCCAAACCUGGUUUGACAGUCGUUUAAAAUUCAAUAGCACCAUGAAAGUGCUUAUGCUUAACAGCAAUAUGGUGGGGAAAAUCUGGAUUCCCGACACUUUCUUCAGAAACUCAAGAAAAUCCGAUGCUCACUGGAUAACAACUCCUAACCGUCUGCUUCGGAUCUGGAAUGACGGACGGGUUCUGUACACCCUCAGACUGACAAUUAAUGCGGAAUGUUACCUGCAACUCCACAAUUUCCCUAUGGAUGAACACUCCUGCCCAUUGGAAUUUUCAAGCUACGGAUACCCUAAAAAUGAAAUUGAGUAUAAGUGGAAGAAGCCCUCUGUAGAAGUGGCAGAUCCUAAAUACUGGAGAUUAUAUCAGUUUGCGUUCGUGGGGUUACGAAACUCCACUGAAAUCUCUCACACAAUCUCUGGGGAUUAUGUUAUCAUGACAAUUUUUUUUGACCUGAGCAGAAGGAUGGGCUAUUUCACCAUUCAGACCUACAUUCCUUGUAUCCUGACGGUGGUUCUUUCUUGGGUGUCUUUUUGGAUCAAUAAAGAUGCCGUCCCUGCGAGAACAUCACUGGGGAUCACUACGGUCCUGACCAUGACAACGCUGAGUACAAUUGCCAGGAAGUCUCUACCCAAGGUGUCUUACGUCACCGCCAUGGAUCUCUUUGUUUCUGUCUGUUUCAUUUUUGUGUUUGCAGCCUUGAUGGAGUAUGGAACCUUGCACUAUUUCACCAGCAACAAGAAAGAGAAGAUUACUAGAGACAGAAAGCUGAAAACUAAGGCCUCGACAUCCCCUGGUGUCCAUGCCGGAUCCACCCUGAUUCCAAUGAACAGCAUUUCCGUGCCCCAAGGAGAAGACGAUUACGGGUAUCAGUGUCUGGAGGGCAAAGAUUGUGCCAGCUUCUUCUGCUGCUUUGAAGACUGCAGGACAGGAUCUUGGCGGGAAGGGAGGAUACACAUUCGCAUUGCCAAAAUUGACUCUUAUUCCAGAAUAUUUUUUCCAACAGCUUUUGCCCUGUUCAAUCUGGUUUACUGGGUUGGCUACCUUUACCUAUAAUUUCCAAUUCAUACACGAAAGUCAUUAAGUGUCACUAAAUCCAAUAUAAUCUUUUCUACUUCAGUAACAUGAAGUUUAAAUUUAAAAUGCAAAGAAACCCAUGGUUAGAAUUUGAAUGGUAUCUCAGUUAUUUUAAGACCUUCAUAGGUAAAUACAGUAACAACUUUUACAAUUUACAUGCAAGUGAUUAGUGCAAAAUGCAGU